CCCCGUUUCCAUCCGGAAAACACUGAAAGGCGUGAGAAUAGGACAGCUCUUUCUAGGCAGGCUUGGAUCCCAGGAGCAUCCUCUCUAGUCCCUAUUUUGAGGGGGGUGGGGGUGUGGAGAGAGAGAGAAUAGACGAUUGUUCACGAUGUCUUUUAUUUGACCUUCCCACAUCUCAGCCGGGAAUUCUCUGCCAUGAAACCGUUUUCCUUCUUCUCUCUUCUUGGCACGCAUCCCCUGCCCUGCACCAACCAACGCAACUACUGUAUCGCCGUGGAAAUAAUACAAAGGGGGAAAUGAGCAAGUUUUAACCCCAAAAAAAGAGGGAAGAAAGGAGAGAGCGCUGGAGAGAAGAUAGCACGGCGAAGAAGAAAUCGCUCCGACCUGGCCAUUGACGUUUAGGGGCCCUUGGCUCUGUCCAGUCCCAGUUUCCUUUCUUGCGGCCACCUAGUAACCCGCUUCCUCUUUGCACGUCAGGAUGCCACCUCGGGUCUUCGGCCACACAGCCGGGCGGAGGGUGUUUCCGGCCGGCUGACUUUGAGUGUUGCACCGCGGAGGCGCUGGGCGGGAGUCUCGGUUUUGCAAUCGAGGAGGGGGCGAAGAAAGGCAUUGCAUUUCUUUGGAGGCGCUCGUUAUGCCUGCUAAGAGGGCUCUGAAGUUGGAUAGCUUUAUCAUGGGAAAGGUGCCCGCAACACCACAGGUGAGCAGCAAGAAAAAUCAUCAGUCUUAUUCACCAACAACGGGAACAUGCCUAAUGAGUCCAUUUUCAAGUCCCAGGAGCAAUAAUAUACAAGAGCAGAGAAAUGGCCUAUCAAAAGGAAAGAGAGAUGUACCCAAAGGUUUGGCAAUGAAAUCAUCCAGAAAGGGGCAACCUCAGAUAGAAGAGAGUGACAGACUCUCAGUGUUACAGAGUAAAGUUGAAGAUUCCCUGGAGACCUUCAUGCAAAUCAGACAAAACCUAACCAGUUUACAGUUCCUUAUGAAAGCAGAAGCAUCUAAACAAGCCAAGAGCAGAAAGGCUUUAGAGGGCACCAGAGAGCUUGAGAACAUUAUAGGUGCUUUGGACAACUCUGGUCACUUAAAAAAUGAAGUGAGAAAAACGAAGAAGCUAUUAGAACAAGCCAGAAAGCAGAAGCUACUGAAAAGAAGCAGUGUAAGACAUCCUGCCCAAGGUAUAUCGGGACUAACACUGGACUUAAGCCUAAGGACUUCAGAAUCUCCUGGCAUCAUGUCUGGUUGGUUCUGCAUGUUUGGAGUAACAGGUACAAUGGUUCCCACUCAUACAAGGAAAGAGCCCACAUUUUUCUGCAACAAAUUUGUGUUUAAUGGCCAUGAAGACUGGUCCCCCAUAGAAAGUAUGAAAUGAGAGGACAGCUAAUUCUUAGUCCUGUGCCUUCAACUCAAGGCAAUACUUCCUUCUUCCUCGGCUUGAGUCAUUUAGCAUUUAUAUCGAUAUGAUCUGAAAUCUCUUUAGCUCAGCAGUGUGUUCAUGAUGCCAGACAGGCAGCCACACAUCUUGAUCAAAUAGAUUAAUUCUCCCUUGUGGUUAUGAUUUAGUUUUAAAAGAAAUAGAUUAAAGGACAUUUUAACGAUGAAGACUUCGCUUGCUGAGUGUCAGAUGUGUUGAGUGGUGUUUUCUCAUUCUUUAUUUUUAACACAUUGUGAACAAAUGACCUAUUUUCUAGAU
Pogona vitticeps (central bearded dragon) is the source of this 1684-nucleotide messenger RNA. Lineage: Eukaryota; Metazoa; Chordata; Lepidosauria; Squamata; Agamidae. The record is from RefSeq and is a predicted model, not a curated record.